AAACAAGAUGGCGGUGCGCGCAGGAGGAGCCGCGGCAGUACGCUGAAGCAAUGCAGAGGAGGAGACGAGGGGGGCGAGGGUACCACUCCUGUCCUCCCAAGGAAGCGCAGCUCCUCAGAACACGAGAAGAGAUGCUCAUGCAAGUGUUCGCUUGGCGAGACUUUUCUCCGGUGAGCAUCAUAUAAAGGCGAACCGCAACACCACGGAGAAGAGGUGGAGGACGCUCCCGCCUCCACAACAGAGAUGUCCCUACUAUGUGUGGGAGUGAAGAAAGCCAAGCUGGAUGGACCCCAAGAGAAGUUCAACACUUAUGUUACUCUUAAAGUGCAAAAUGUGAAGAGCACAACCAUCGCUGUCAGGGGCAACCUGCCCAGCUGGGAGCAGGACUUCAUGUUUGAGAUCAACCGCUUGGACCUGGGCCUGACGGUGGAGGUGUGGAACAAAGGGUUAAUUUGGGACACAAUGGUCGGCACCGUGUGGAUCCCCCUCCAUAGCAUCCGGCAGUCAAAUGAGGAAGGACCGGGCGAGUGGCUCACCCUGGACUCUCAGGUCAUCAUGACUGAUAAUGAGAUCUGUGGCACCAAAGAUCCCACACUCCACCUGGUGCUGCUCGACACGCGCUUUGAGCUUCCUCUCGAUAUCCCUGAGGAUGAGGCUCGCUAUUGGGCCAAAAAGUUGGAGCAGCUCAAUGCGAUGAGGGAUCAAGACUACUCGUACCAGGAAGAGCAGGAGCGUCCUCUCCGUGCGCCAGGCUCCCAGUGCUGCAAUUGGAGUCUGUGGGGAGACCAACAGAAUGAGGAUCCUGACAGCGCUGUGGAUGACAGAGACAGCGACUAUCGCAGUGAGACGAGCAACAGCAUUCCGCCACCGUUCUACAGCACAUCCCAGCCCAACGCCUCAGUCCACCAGUAUCCCAUCAGCCACCAGCACAGAAACUCCCGGAGCUAUUCGUACCCACGUACGGCCAACAGCCACGACCCCGAGUAUCAGCAUCAGAGGACCAUCAGUCCCACAGGAAGCUACGCAUCAUCUGCAGAGCUCAGCCGGUGCAGCAGCCAACUGAGCGAAGAAGACUAUGUUGGAGAAUACGAGGAGAGGGAUCCUUACGAUGAGAACGAUUCCUACCACUCCUGCCACUCCUCAGUUAGCUACAGUAAGGGCUCUCCAGACUGGGAUCUUGAUGAGACCCAGGGUGGCUACAGCGAUGAGUGCGGCUACAGCAAAGAUGGAGGCGAGGAAACGGCUCUGUAUGAUGAGGAGGACGGAGGACUCUAUGAGGGAGAAGAAGAGGGGCUUUAUGAAGAUGAGGAAAUCAUGUACGAUGACGAAGACUUGUAUAAUUUAGAUGGGACUCUCAGUGAAGAUAUGGAGCCUCCGUUCACACCCACACCGACAUCAACUGCCCCUCAGACUGUUGAUGUAACCAGCCCCAGACCCCCGCUGGAGAAGCAGGCCUCUAUACACCAACAGCCACCCUCGACACAGCCUUCUAACCAGACGCCCCAACAGGGUCUUGGUACCGGCCCCGCCUCAGCAGGCCUGCAGGGUCAACAUGCUGCCCAGCCACCGAAACAGCCUCAACAACCACCACAAGCUGCCCCUUCUGCAACGUCCUUCUUCUCCAUGGCCAAGCCUCUGACAGCUGCCGUCAGCGGCUUGGCUUCUUCCUUCCUCUCCUCUGUCCCCAAUGCUCAGCCUCCACAGUCUCAGCCCCCGACCUCUACUCAGCAGCACAGCUCUGCUUCUGCUUACUCGGUCCCUCCUUCACACCCAGCCACCAUGGCGCCUCCGUCCUCUCAGCCACCCUCCACUGCAGGGGGAUCGUCUACCCAGCAGGCACCAAGUUCAACUCUUCCUCAGCAGGAAAGUCCCACUGUCUCACAGACGACGCCCCCUGCUGACAAAGCUCUUCAGCUUGAAGAGGAGCCUUGGGUGGAUGAGGAAACCAUGUUGGAAGAGAAGAGAUUGUCCCCUAAAUAUGAAGAAGAGAGCCUUGGCAUAGAGGAAGAGCCGGAGUAUGUGGAGGAAAGACCACCGACGCCGACAGAGGAGAAAGAACCUGCACCUGAGAGUCCGCCUGUGGUAGAGGAACCCAAAGAGCCGGUGGACCCCGCGGUCAGAGCCAAAGAGAACUGGCUCAAACUCUACAACAAGGUCUUGGAUCAGAUCCGAGAGGCUCGAGGAGAGACUUCCAACUCGCUCUGGUUUGGUAAAGGAGGGAUGGGAGGGGCACUGUACAGUAUCGACAGUAUGCCUGAUCUGCGCAAGAGGAAGGCGAUUCCUCUGGUCAGAGAUUUGGCGAUGUCUUUAGUGCAGAACUCCAGGAAAGCUGGAAUCACCUCUGCCAUGGCCUCCACCACGCUGGGCAACGAGGAGCUGAAGAGUCACGUUUACAAGAAGACGCUGCAGGCCCUCAUCUAUCCCAUCUCCUCCACGACCCCUCACAACUUUGAGGUGUGGACAGCCACCACCCCCACCUACUGCUACGAGUGCGAGGGACUGUUGUGGGGCAUCGCCCGGCAAGGCAUGCGCUGCUCCGAGUGUGGCGUCAAAUGUCACGAGAAGUGCCAAGACCUGCUGAAUGCCGACUGCCUGCAGAGAGCUGCAGAGAAGAGCUCCAAACAUGGGGCUGAGGACCGCACUCAGAACAUCAUCAUGGUCCUGAAGGACCGCAUGAAGAUCCGGGAGAGGAACAAGCCCGAGAUCUUUGAGCUAAUCCUCGAAGUGUUCGCCCUCGACAAGGCAACACAUGGAACUCAGAUGAAGCAGAUCAAGCAAAGUGUCCUUGAUGGGACGUCGAAGUGGUCGGCAAAGAUCAGCAUCACCGUCGUCUGUGCCCAGGGCCUGCAGGCCAAAGACAAAACAGGAUCCAGCGAUCCAUAUGUGACUGUCCAAGUGGGAAAGACCAAGAAGAGAACCAAGACCAUCUAUGGAAACCUCAACCCGGUCUGGGAAGAGAACUUCCACUUCGAAUGCCACAACUCUUCCGACCGCAUCAAGGUCCGCGUGUGGGACGAGGACGAUGACAUCAAGUCGCGAGUCAAGCAGAGGUUCAAGCGAGAAAGUGACGACUUCCUGGGUCAAACCAUCAUCGAGGUUCGCACUCUGAGCGGCGAGAUGGACGUGUGGUACAACCUGGACAAGCGAACAGACAAGUCUGCCGUGUCCGGAGCCAUCAGGAUGCACAUCAGCGUGGAAAUCAAGGGAGAAGAAACGGUGGCUCCAUAUCACGUCCAGUACACGUGUCUCCAUGAGCAUCUGUUCCAGUACACCACUGAGGAGCAGAACGGAGGGGUGGUGAAGAUCCCUGAUGCCAAGGGGGACGACGCUUGGAAGGUGUAUUUCGAGGAAACGGCUCAGGAGAUAGUGGACGAGUUUGCCAUGCGAUACGGAGUGGAGUCCAUCUACCAGGCCAUGACCCACUUCGCCUGCUUGUCGUCGAAGUACAUGUGUCCAGGAGUCCCAGCAGUCAUGAGCACGCUCCUGGCAAACAUCAAUGCCUACUACGCUCACACCACGCAGUCCUCCAACAACGUCUCGGCCUCAGACAGAUUCGCUGCGUCCAACUUUGGCAAGGAAAGGUUCGUCAAACUACUGGAUCAGCUCCACAACUCGCUGAGGAUCGACUUGUCCAUGUACCGGAAUAAUUUCCCCGCCAGUAGUCCUGAGAGACUCCAGGACCUCAAGUCCACCGUGGACUUGCUCACCAGCAUCACCUUCUUCAGGAUGAAGGUCCAGGAGCUGCAGAGUCCGCCCAGAGCCAGCCAGGUGGUGAAGGACUGCGUGAAAGCCUGUCUCAACUCCACCUACGAGUACAUUUUCAACAACUGCCACGAUCUGUACAACAGGGAGUAUCAGACCGACCCUUCCAAGGCGGUUCCCCCCGACGAGCAGGGUCCGAGCAUCAAAAACCUGGACUUCUGGUCCAAGCUCAUCACUCUGAUUGUGUCCAUCAUCGAGGAGGACAAGAACUCUUACACCCCAUGCCUUAAUCAGUUCCCUCAGGAGCUGAACGUGGGAAAGAUCAGCGCUGAGGUCAUGUGGAACAUGUUCGCGCAGGACAUGAAAUACGCCAUGGAAGAGCACGAGAAGCACCGCCUGUGCAAAAGCGCCGACUAUAUGAACCUGCACUUCAAAGUGAAGUGGUUAUACAACGAGUACUGCAAGGAGCUGCCCACUUUCCAGAAGCACGUACCGGAGUAUCCGGCGUGGUUCGAGCCCUUCGUCAUCAUGUGGCUGGAUGAAAACGAGGAAGUGUCUCGCGACUUUCUACACGGAGCGCUGGAGAGGGACAAAAAAGACGGGUUCCAGGUCACCUCGGAGCACGCGCUGUUCUCCUGCUCCGUGGUCGACGUCUUCUCUCAGCUCAACCAGAGCUUUGAAAUCAUCCGCAAGCUGGAGUGUCCCGACCCGCAGAUCGUGGGCAACUACAUGAAGAGGUUUGCCAAGACCAUCGGGAACGUCCUGCUGUCCUACGCCGACAUCAUCGCCAAAGAGUUUCCCAACCACGUCAAGAAGGAGAAGGUGCCGUGUAUCAUCAUCAAUAACAUCCAGCAGCUGAGAGUUCAGCUGGAGAAGAUGUUCGAGGCCAUGGGAGGCAAAGACCUGAACGUGGAGGCCAGUGACUUCCUGAAGGAGCUGCAGAACAAGCUCAACAGCGUCAUGGACGACCUCAGCCGGAUCUUUGCUGUCAGCUUUCAGCCCCAGAUCGAGGACAACGUCCGGCAGAUGGGGGACAUCCUGGCGCAGGUCAAAGGUCAAACUGUACCAGCCAACGGCAGCGUGGUUCAGGAGGCCGACAACGUCUUGCAGCCCAUCAUGGACUUCCUGGACAGCAACUUGUCGCUCUUCGCCAAGAUCUGCGAGAAGACCGUCCUGAAGCGUGUCCUGAAGGAGCUGUGGAAGCUGGUGAUGAACACCAUGGAGAAAACCAUCGUGCUGCCGACGCUGACCGACCAGACGGGAACCCAGAUGAUCUUCAACGCUGCGAAGGAAUUAGGCCAACUGUCGAAGCUGAAGGAGCACAUGGGUCGGGAGGAAGCCAAGGCUCUGACACCAAAGCAGUGCGCUGUUAUCGAGCUGGCGCUGGACACGAUCAAGCAAUACUUCCAUGCCGGUGGAGUGGGGCUGAAGAAAACCUUCCUGGAGAAGAGCCCGGACCUCCAGUCCCUGCGAUACGCGCUGUCCCUCUACACGCAGGCCACCGACAAACUCAUCAGGAAGUUCGUCCUCUCGCAGCACGCUCAGGUCCACGGAGGUAAAGGGAUCCGCUUCACCGCAAAUGAGGACACGCCACCAGACAAACCAUCUGGCGUGGACGCGGUGGGCGAGGUGGUGAUGCACGUGGACAUCUUACCGCAGCCCAACGGAGAACACAAGAUCAGCGUGAAAGUGGUGUCAGCGAACGACCUCAAGUGGCGGGCGCAAGGUUUCCGGCCCUUCGUGGAGGUCUACAUCAUCGGCCCCCACCUCAGCGACAAGAAGAGGAAGUUCGCCACCAAGUCCAAGAACAACAGCUGGUCGCCCAAGUUCAACGAGAGCUUCCAGUACUCGCUGGGGACUGAGGUGGGGCCGGAGAGCUACGAGCUGCAGGUGUGCGUGAAGGACUACUGCUUCGCCCGGGAAGACCGCACCGUGGGGAUGGCGGUGCUGCAGGUGAAGGACAUGGCCAACAAGGGCAGCGUCACCUGCUGGCUGCCGCUGGGACGGCGGGUCCACAUGGACGAGACGGGCCUCACGGUGCUGCGCAUCCUCUCGCAGCGCAACAACGACGACGUGGCCAAAGAGUUUGUGAAGCUGAAGUCUGACCAGCGCUCGGCCGAGGAGGGCCGCAGCUGAGAGACCACCCACUGACCACUGACUCCUGAACCACACACACACACACACACACACACACACACACACACACACACACACACACACACACACACCUGUACAUAGACCCGCUGACAUUACAUUGACAUCAAUGCAAGCAAGGAGGAGGAAGGUUCCACCCCACCCACGAAGCCAUGAGUCGGCCGCGCCCGGCCACCACCAUCCCACUUUUGUAUGCCGAAACAACCGCGGAACCAGGAAACACGCUCAUACUUUGCACUUUUGCUUCUGUCAGGAAAGGUUCCUGUCUCACCUCCUGUCCACUCAGCUGCCUGGUCGCCCCCAAACCCCGAUGCCUGUUCUGUUCCGUGCCCCAUCACUGACCUGCAUGUGGAACCAUAGUUACCGUCCACUGUUUCCUGCGACACAGCAAUACACCCUGAAAGUGCACAGAAAAAAAGGGCUACAGCGCCUGUGGACCGGGACGUGACCCUCACCUCCGGAGUAUUUUGGAAGGGACACACUCCGUUGCAUGAAGCCAGUGGCCAUGUUUGUGUGUGUGUGGGGGGGGGAGGGGGCGCAUCUUUCAUUCCCACCCUGAUACUUAGAGCAAUAUGUUGCCUCUGUGACGCAAGCAACUGCAAUAUCCAAACCCAAGCAAUCUCUCGUUUGACGUCGUUGAAGGGGAAGUGUUUUUUUUUUAUCAAAUAGAAGAAUGUUUUCCAUGAAUUUGCCUUCAGCAGGACCAAAAUUUGCACAAACCAGAGUUCUAAACAGGAGAAGCCAUCGAGAGUCACCGCCAAGCGUUUAUGUUUUGUCACGUGAGCGUCCAUUUCCGGUGGUUGGAUCAACUGCUGCCACCUGUCGUCCGGAGUCAGUACUGUCUCCAAAGUCUGUCCAGUAGUUUCACCCUGCUGCUUUAUCGUCCAUGUCGUCGACACACACACACACUCUCACACACACGCGCUACACUCAAGCACAAAGGGGCACAUGUUAGGUGACACACAUGCACGCACGCACGCACGACUUGGCGGAGACAGCGACACGCUCCGCCCUGUGAAUAGACUCGACUGCAUGAUGAGAAACUUCAAUGUGCCAGCACGCGUGUCUUCGGUGUUUCUGAACUCAUGUCUUCGUCCGAGCAGGUUUGUGAAACUGUAACCAACAUGAAUGUAGUGUGACCACAGGCUACGCAUGAGAGAAUACUUUUCUACCGAGGAUGUUUCUAAUUCGUUCUUCUCGUUAUUGCUCUUGAAUCAGGACGCGGAGGAGCCGGAAUGCAGCCUGACUGAUCUGCUUCCUAUUAAAAUGACAGGUCUGUUGUCACAAGCCGAGCUCCUGGCUUCUUCUCUGCUUCUCCUGCGGGUUUGCAUACCCGCGCUUUGGCUCCCCCUGCUGGUAGUGAGGUGCCAGCGCUGAGCAGAAGCGCCUCCAAAUCGAUGGACCGGUUCUCUAAAUUCCCACCCGGGACCGACGUAAGCGAUGCUUUAUUCACGCUUCUGCAGCGUUUAGGAACGUCUUCAGAUGGGCCAGUUUCCAUAGUCUCAAACCUUCAGCUGAAGCGACCUGUUUCCACCUGAGUGAGUCCAGUCAGGCCCCGUGUGACCUUUGACCUCCCUAGGGAGGAGGAGGGUUGUGUAAACAGGCACUUAACAAAAGUUGAAACAGAUGUUUCAGCGCAGAGGCGAGACUGCAUGAAACUACUUCAGUUUAAUGAGAAAGCGACGGAGAAACGACCGGAACAGGUGUUUCGGGACACCACCGUUAAACUAGAUUUUUUUUUUGUUUUGAUUUAUUAAUUUAACGUCUUUUUUUUUUUUAUCCCACUCACAUUUUUUUUCCCCUACGGCACAUCUAAUAAACCCCACCACUCGUCAUUGCUGACACCUGCUGGUCAAGAUAAGCACCUGCAAUUCCGUGCGACCAAGAAAUAAAGACAAGACGCCAAAAUUCAUUUUACAGUAAAAAAAUGAAACCAAAAAACGAGACUUUAUUAAAGAAGCAUAAAAAAUAAAACUCUUGAUACAUUUCUUAUAACCGUCAAGUCGGCUAAAAUCAUACAAUUAUACAAUUUUCCCUCCUCGCGGUUAAAAGGUCCAUAAACUUUCAAAUAAAAUAUAUUUCAAUUUUUUAAAUUUAUUCAAUAAUUUUCUCAUUUUGUUAUAAAUUGCCUAUAUGUAAUACACAGAAAAUAAAGGAAAUAAAAAAAACUUACAAAAUAAAAAUAAGAUUUAAGUCAUAAAAAGGGUCACAUUGUUGUC
Molecule: messenger RNA, 8075 nt
Organism: Synchiropus splendidus (mandarinfish)
Lineage: Eukaryota; Metazoa; Chordata; Actinopteri; Syngnathiformes; Callionymidae
Product: protein unc-13 homolog A-like
Exons: 42
Coding region: 244-5838 (1864 amino acids)
Biological process (GO): synaptic vesicle maturation; dense core granule priming; synaptic transmission, glutamatergic
Cellular component (GO): synaptic vesicle membrane; presynaptic membrane; presynaptic active zone cytoplasmic component
Molecular function (GO): calmodulin binding; diacylglycerol binding; calcium ion binding
Source: RefSeq, a predicted model, not a curated record